Molecule: messenger RNA, 852 nt
Organism: Seminavis robusta
Lineage: Eukaryota; Bacillariophyta; Bacillariophyceae; Naviculales; Naviculaceae
Source: the annotation of a GenBank genome assembly
AUGUUGAGGGCGAAACGUGGGGGCACAUCUGUGAUCACACCAACCAGUGAUCACACCAACCAUAUAAUGAGUUGUGGAAGGUCCUUCUUGCUGAUGGAUCGUCCCAAACUACUCUUUUCUUCUUCUUGUUCUCACAAUAUCAAUCCACAUCAGAAAAACCAACUCUCACAACCAUCUCCCACCGACGAAACAAACAUACCAGUAGGCACGAUGUCCUCCAAGCCCGACCCUCAGUGGAUCCGCUUUGGUAAGGGUUCUGGGUCGAACCACCACCCUGGCAACAAACGCUAUGUUGCACUCAUCCGAGACAAUCAAAUCCCAUAUCUGCUGCUCCGUACCAACGACGACAAGAACCUUUUCAUCAAACGCAUCCAGACGCAGCUCUGCGAGGCCGAACAACGAAAGUUUGUUGAGAAGAACCACCGUGGCAUCUGGGAAGAGGCUUCCUAUCAGAGAAUUCGUGAAAAGAUUCGUACAGCACUCUGUGAUUCCAAGCUCAAGAAUGCUCUCAAGAUUGAUGGCGUGUACUGGCCCAAAGAUGACGAGGAGGUGGGGGUGGUGGAGGAUGUGGGUGCACAUGGCGUAGAGGAGCUUAUUCAAAGCUUUGAUUUCUAUGAAUCGUUUGGCAAGGAAGCAGCCAGAAUCGAGGGAACUCAGUUCAUUCCCUUGUUUGUAGAGGAAGGGGAGAGUGAUGAUGACGACAGCAUCUUGGGCGGGGGUAGCACAGGGCCGGCUAUUAUGACGAAGGGGAGCGAGGAAAUGCCAAAGAAGAAGCGAGCCGUCACACCCGAACACAACAAUCCACGCAAACGUUGCCGCAUGUGCCGUCUUCCUCUCAACGAAUGCCAUUAA